AUGAACGAAAGACAAAAGGCUGAAUUAGAAGGAAAUAAAGGAAAAAGUUUAUUUUGCAAGAUUUCACUUAAUGGAUCAUAUGGUUACGAUGCAAUGAAUACACAAAAUUACACAAAGACUAAAAUAAUGAAUGCACAGAAGGCACGCGUUGCAUGUAUGGCAAAUAAGUUUAAAAACAUAAGAGAAAUAGGUGAAGAUACAUAUCAAAUGAUGCUCAAAGAUAGAUUUUAUAGAUGUGAAACAUGUUUACAAGAGGCAUUCUUCACUUUAGAUAAUGCUAAAUACUGGUAUUUGGUUUUCAUUUAUGAUUUUAUGUAUAAAUGCAUGAAUGUUAAUCGUUUUCAUUUCAUUGAAGGUGAUACUGAUUCAUCUUAUUGGGCAAUCGCUGGCGACCCAAAUCUUCCUAACACUCAAGCAUUUCAAGCAAUUGUUACUGAUAAACAAUUUUAUGAUAAAAACAUUUACAAAUUCGCACCUUUUGAUUUCUUUUGUUUUGAUGAGAAAUUUAAACCUAAAUUAAAGAAUAAAGCUGAAGAAAAAGCACAUGAGAAGAAGUUAUUGGGUUUAGCAAUUGAGAAACAAGGUGAUAACAUGGUUGCUUUAUGCCCCAAGUGUUAUACAUCAUUCAACGGUUCAAUUGAUGGAAGUGAUUUUAAAAAGAUUGCACAAAAAAUGAAAGGAGUUAGUUUACGACAAAAUAAACAAUUAACACCUAAAAAUUAUUUGGAUAUAAUAAAUGAUAAAGUGAUAUUUGAUGGUCAGAAUAUUAAUUUACAACUUAAAAACGGGUCAAUGACUCGCUUAACAAUCGGUAAGACUGCAUUAACAGGAGCACACACUAAGGCUGUAUGUUGUGAAAAUGGAUGUUGUAUGCCGUUUAUUUAA
Molecule: messenger RNA, 885 nt
Organism: Trichomonas vaginalis G3
Lineage: Eukaryota; Parabasalia; Trichomonadida; Trichomonadidae
Product: DNA/RNA polymerases family
Exons: 1
Coding region: 1-885 (294 amino acids)
Source: RefSeq, a predicted model, not a curated record